AAGCAGAUUCAUUGGGGCAAAAAGGGCAACAAUGGACAUUAAAAUUUUCUAGGGUUUAGUAGUUGAUGGGAUUAACCGCUAUAUAUGUGCAGCCAGGGUUUGAGGCUUCCUCACUUCACUGUAACGCCCGAGUUAUCUAAACCCUAACUCAAAAUGCCCAAGCAAAUUCACGAGAUUAAGGAUUUCCUUCUCACUGCGAGAAGGAAAGAUGCACGCUCUGUGAAGAUCAAGAGGAGCAAGGAUGUAGUCAAGUUCAAGGUCCGCUGCUCCAAGUACCUCUACACCCUUUGUGUAUUUGACUCUGAGAAGGCUGACAAGUUGAAGCAGUCUCUUCCUCCAGGUUUGAGCGUGCAAGAUCUGUGAACGAUGAUAGUUGUCGAUUAGUUUUUAGGAGAUGAAAAAGAAUUUCAGCUUUGUCAAAUUCAAUUUUUAUGAUUGAAAUACUUGUGGAUUUUGGCUUGCUAUUGGAUUAUUUCAUGGUGGAUGCUUGUUUGUUAAUGGAAUAUAAAACUUGCAUUGUUCUGUUA
Hevea brasiliensis (rubber tree) is the source of this 527-nucleotide messenger RNA. RefSeq names its product 60S ribosomal protein L38. Gene Ontology annotation, molecular function: structural constituent of ribosome. The record is from RefSeq and is a predicted model, not a curated record. Gene Ontology annotation, biological process: translation; protein-RNA complex assembly. The transcript is spliced from 3 exons. The coding region runs from base 154 to 363 and encodes 69 amino acids. Gene Ontology annotation, cellular component: cytosolic large ribosomal subunit; ribosome. NCBI's taxonomy places the organism in Eukaryota, Viridiplantae, Streptophyta, Magnoliopsida, Malpighiales, Euphorbiaceae.